GCCUAAAAACCUCCUCGAGCCUUUCAAUAGCGUUGAAACUCUCUUGUUGUAUUAUAUAAUAUUAUUUGAUUAAUAGAAAUUCUUUGAAAAACUAAAAAUGUUGAGCAUGAACGAAACUGCCGGAAAUACCUGUGGAAGAGAUGUAUAUAUUGUCGAUUGUAUUAGAACACCAAUCGGAUUGGGUAGAAAUACAGGAUCUUUGCACGAUAUACAUCCAGUCUCCUUGUUAUCCUAUGUUUUGGAUAGUGUUACCUCUAGAUGUAAUGUAAACAAGGCUGAAGUUGAAGAUGUUAUUUGUGGUAUUGUUACACCUGUCAAGGAACAAGGUGCCAAUCUUCCACGUUUGGCUCUCUUGAAGGCUGGAUAUCCAGUUCAUGUCCCUGGAGUUCAAUUGAAUCGUAUGUGUGGUUCUUCCCAACAAGCUGUUCAUUUCGGAGCUCAAGCUAUUGCCUCUGGAGAUGUUGAUAUGAUUGUUGCUUGUGGUGUUGAAAUGAUGUCUGUUGUUCCUAUGGGAAGUGAUUGUGAUCCAGAAUUAUUCCAAAUUUCUGCCACUCCAAAGGAAUUGAAGUUUGGUAAAUUUCCAUAUAAAUUGUUGCAUCAAGGUGUUAGUGCUGAAUUGAUUGCUGAACAUUACAAGAUUUCAAAGAAGGAAAUUGAUGAAUUCUCUGUUGAAUCACAUCGUAAAGCAUACGAAUCUUCAAAGAAGGGUAUUUAUAAUUCACAAAUUUUGCCAAUUAAGGUUAAGAAGGGAGAAACUGAAACUUGGUUCAAGCAUGACGAAGGUAUUCGUUAUCCAGUUGAUACUGAAAAACUCUCCAAAUUGAAGCCAGUCUUUAAACGUGAUGGUGUUAUCAGUGCUGCUAAUGCUUCUCAAAUUUCUGAUGGUGCUGCUGCUGUCUUGUUGUGUUCUGGUGAAAAGGUUAAACAAUUGGGACUCAAGCCAAGAGCUCGUGUUGUCACUAGAAUUUCAAUUGGUUGUGAUCCAGUCAUGAUGUUGGAUGGUGUCAUUCCAGCAACUAGAAAGGCUUUGGAAAAGUCUGGAUUGUCAAUUGAUGAUAUUGAUGUUUUUGAAAUUAAUGAAGCAUUUGCCAGUGUUGUUUUGGCCUGGAAGAAGACUUUCAAUGUUCCAGAUAGCAAAUUGAAUCCAAAUGGUGGUGCUAUUGCUAUGGGUCACCCUCUUGGUGCUACUGGUGCUAUUUUGAUGACUAAAUUGGUCAAUGAAUUGGAAAGAACUAAUAAGCGUUAUGGUUUGCAAAGUAUGUGUAUUGGUCACGGUGCUGCUGUUGCCACUAUCAUUGAAAACUGCAACUGGAAGAGAGAAAAAUUGUAAAUUAUCAAUAACUAGGUCUAUAAAUUUUGCUUUAUUUAUUU
Molecule: messenger RNA, 1371 nt
Organism: Naegleria gruberi
Lineage: Eukaryota; Heterolobosea; Eutetramitea; Acrasida; Naegleriidae
Exons: 2
Coding region: 98-1330 (410 amino acids)
Molecular function (GO): acyltransferase activity, transferring groups other than amino-acyl groups
Source: RefSeq, a predicted model, not a curated record